Messenger RNA from Penicillium digitatum Pd1, 567 nucleotides. Its product is annotated as peptide chain release factor family protein. NCBI's taxonomy places the organism in Eukaryota, Fungi, Ascomycota, Eurotiomycetes, Eurotiales, Aspergillaceae. Gene Ontology annotation, cellular component: mitochondrion. Gene Ontology annotation, biological process: translational termination. The record is from RefSeq and is a predicted model, not a curated record. Gene Ontology annotation, molecular function: translation release factor activity.
AUGUUCUCUCACCUAAACUGGCGGGCAUCGUCCCGAACACUAGCAGCCCCUGCUCGACUCUUCAGUCAAACCCCCAUCGUCCCCGCAAAACCCCUUCCCCCACGCCUCAAGAUCAAUGAUGCCGACAUAUCAAUAUCUUACCUAAAAGGCACCGGGCCUGGCGGACAAAAGAUUAAUAAAACCAACUCAGCCGUCCAAAUCAUUCACAAGCCCAGCGGGGUGGUAAUCAAAUGCCAGGCAACGCGCUCCCAAUCGCAGAAUGCGAAGAUUGCGCGCUCGCUACUUGCUGAUAGAGUCGAAGCGCGGGAGAAGGGGGAUAAUAGUCGGAUUGCGAUUAAGGCUGCGGCGGCGAAGAAGAAGAAGGCUAGCAAGUUGAAAAAGACGAGGAGGAAGUAUCGUGAGCUUGGAGAGGGGGCAAAGAAGGGAGAAAUUGUUGGGGAGAAGGAAGAAGAAGAUGAGAUUGAGAUAAUAUGGGAUGAUGAUGUAAAGGAGGGAGAGAAUAAGGAGGCUACAUCGGAGGUUGGAGAUGAGUCCAGGUCCCCUGGGGAGUUCGGAAAGAGUGUUUGA